GAUAAUAGUAGUGUCCGAAGGUCGGGAUAGGGUGGCACUGGAAGACAGCUGCUCAUAAUUGAGACAUCAGAGUCAAUAUACCGGUCUAGGCUAACAGAGAGACAGGACGUAAUAUGGGACACAGCGAAGCGUGAAGCUUUAGGCUACAUUCACACGGGACGAACGAGAUACGAGCGACAGGAAGGAUGUAUGCGCGAGUCGUCUACGUGCUGCAGGCGCGUCUUCCCCGUGGCCAAAAUUCCCGAGGAACUUCACUGGCAUGAGAUUCCGCACGCGCCGCCAUCACGCACGACGAUCAAGCCCCCGCACGCACGAAGAGCCUCAAUUCUGGAAGACCUCAGUCAACGAUGGGAAAGGAUAUCAAGGGUGCGGACAAACUUUAGCAGUCUUCGAAUCGAGGAAUUCGGAAAUCCACGAAGCCACCAAGGAAUGAAGGUUGGAAGGUACCCAAUGCAAGAACGACUGUGUCGGAGGAAGGUCGGAACUCGUCGCAGGAAGCGCCAGCUUUUUUUUUAUUACCUCCUUUAUCCCAUCUCGUGACAAACUUUUGAUUGAAUUCCGAGAAAGUCUUGAUGAUUGAUUUGAAGUCCUGAGGAAACGAGGCUGUAUAGCCGUGUGUGGCACUAUUAAUUUCACUUCCUGUAUCUUGCGCUUUAACGGGAAUCAGCGGUGGAAGUUUUCGCGAGUUGGUAACUUCCUGUUCAAAGUGUCCCGGAAGUGACGCGACGGAACGUGGAGAAGCAGACGGCGACCAGAGGAAGGAGAAAGAAUAUGAACGGGAGAAAAAAGUAGGAGACAUGUCACGGGGAAUAAAUGGACGCAGCAUCAAGUUCUUCGGAGGCAGGACUGUGGCGCAGUGCUUGCUACGUCUACGGACUCCGCGCUGAAGCACCAAACCUAGUUAGCGAAACACGUACGCGCAGGACGCUCCGGUAUCUCGCCCAGCGAGCGGAACGCCGUGAAUCGGGAAGCAAGUUUUGGAACAACAACGGCAAGUGCACGCGUCGACGAUAAUUACAAAAAUAAACGUGAGGGAAGGGAGAAUCCACGGGGUUCCUUGGAGUCACUAUGGGUGCACAUACGUUUAACAUGUGCUACCGUAAUAGGAGACUUUUUCUUCUCGCUCUCAUAAGGAC
This is a messenger RNA of Cephus cinctus (wheat stem sawfly), 1136 nucleotides long. RefSeq lists its product as uncharacterized. The coding region runs from base 190 to 540 and encodes 116 amino acids. The record is from RefSeq and is a predicted model, not a curated record. The transcript has 7 exons. NCBI's taxonomy places the organism in Eukaryota, Metazoa, Arthropoda, Insecta, Hymenoptera, Cephidae.